GGGGGAAGCUGGUUCAGCCUUGUUUCUCGACUUUUGAUUUCUCCUUCGAAGGGCGAAGUGCAAGAGUGUUUUCUGCGUGGUUGGUAGCAGCAUGAGCGGUGCGGGCGAUGACAGAUGGCGAGGUGGCCGUGGGUAUGACCAUGGCCGUCCCCAGGGCCAGCGGCACCAUAGUGGAGGAUAUCGAGAUCGUCAGAGCGGCAGCCACGGCCAUCGGAACCAAAUGAACAACAUGACUGCGACUGCGACGUGGACAGGUCCUCCGAGCGGCCCCUCGCGUGAAGCGCACAUUCCUGUUCGAAGUUUUAACUCUGUUGAACUGAAGGAUGCGCUGAGAAAAGAUUACAAGAAGGGAGGACAGGGCGGUAUGUCGAAGCCACGCUCCCCACAGCCCAUAUACCGAAACUUUCCUCCGUAUAGCUAAUUAUUGGUGGUGGAUGCUUGCUUUGAAGAACCCCAGCCAGUGAUAUAUAGGCCAACAGGCAAAGAUGGCAAUCCAGUUCGACCCAGUGGACCUUGGGGUUCAAAGCGUAUGCCUCCCAGACUUUCCAUUACUCCGGCAUCCGCAUGUCUAUAGAAACACCCGAAAUUGACAGGGGAUCUAGCAAAUUCUAUGGCGAACGGCAAAGAUUUCUUCCUUGAGCUGCGAAAGCAAAUAUCUGUGCUCCAGCAAUCCAAUGUCCAGGGCGGUUAAUACCGCUUAAAGGAUCUGGCAGAACUAGAUAACCUGCACAAACUAGCAACCAUAAUCUUCUGUUGAAGGGGGGCAUCUCUCGGAAAAUAGAGAGGCUCCAUCGACGUGACUGGACUGAAUGAGUAGCAUUUUUAGUCCGCUCUUCCUCGCUAGAGAUAGAACGAAUGGCAUCAUUUCUUUUAUCUCUUAUUUACACUUGACAGUUUUGCGUACAUUUCUGCAUGAAUUCCGUAGAUCAUUUCUUCAAGCCAGGGCUGAGAAUAGUAAUCUGUUUCAUGUCGUGCUAUUCUUGGGAACUGUAGUUUCAGCUUCUCAUGUACGAAAAGAACGGUCUUUCCUGCAGAUAAAGUCCUGAUACAGGAAGAGCAUCGAGAAACAUGUUUGCUGGAUCUGGCCCCAUACACCUGUUCUUUGGUUGAUAUCUUCACUUAUCGCCUUCUAAGAUACUGGCACGUCUGUCUCUGUCUACAUGCGUAUAUUUAAGGCUCACUCCUCUCCGACUUGUGAUUAGUACAUUUUGUCUUCUUCGGGUGCUACCGCAAGUGUUUGUUCAGAAGAUAGACUGACAUGGCCCCUUUACUAAUCGGGCUGUCAUGACCAAAAAGACCAGUUUGAGGGUGCAUGACAACCCUUUCUCCUACUUGUCGAAUGCCUACGACGAUAACACGGGCUGUACGAUCCCGGGCAUUUCUCUGAUGCAUGAUUUAUUCGACGUUUUAGCACCAGACCGGCGGCUAGAGAUCGCUCACCAAGCCAAUCCAAUGCCUCCUUGCACGAGUCAAUGUACAGCAUAAGGUGCCACGACACUAAAAGCGGAAAAAGGGACAUAUAUGCAUACAUAUGAAGUAGUAUGACCAGUUUCAUCAGGGGCAGGCGGCCUCACAGGAGCCCUCUCUGUCCUCUAUGGCACCCUGGCCCGCCCCUCAG
Molecule: messenger RNA, 1618 nt
Organism: Trichophyton rubrum CBS 118892
Lineage: Eukaryota; Fungi; Ascomycota; Eurotiomycetes; Onygenales; Arthrodermataceae
Exons: 3
Coding region: 92-421 (109 amino acids)
Source: RefSeq, a predicted model, not a curated record